AUGAAAUGCAGAGAUGGUACAUGGAACCGCAGGUACUACACUGCUAGAGUAGGCAUGAAAUGCAGAGAUGGUACAUGGAACCGCAGGUACUACACUGCUAGAGUAGGCAUGAAAUGCAGAGAUGGUACAUGGAACCGCAGGUACUACACUGCUAGAGUAGGCAUGAAAUGCAGAGAUGGUACAUGGAACCGCAGGUACUACACUGCUAGAGUAGGCAUGAAAUGCAGAGAUGGUACAUGGAACCGCAGGUACUACACUGCUAGAGUAGGCAUGAAAUGCAGAGAUGGUACAUGGAACCGCAGGUACUACACUGCUAGAGUAGGCAUGAAAUGCAGAGAUGGUACAUGGAACCGCAGGUACUACACUGCUAGAGUAGGCAUGAAAUGCAGAGAUGGUACAUGGAACCGCAGGUACUACACUGCUAGAGUAGGCAUGAAAUGCAGAGAUGGUACAUGGAACCGCAGGUACUACACUGCUAGAGUAGGCAUGAAAUGCAGAGAUGGUACAUGGAACCGCAGGUACUACACUGCUAGAGUAGGCAUGAAAUGCAGAGAUGGUACAUGGAACCGCAGGUACUACACUGCUAGCGUAGGCAUGAAAUCCAGAGAUGGUACAUGGAACCGCAGGUACUACACUGCUAGAGUAGGCAUGAAAUGCAGAGAUGGUACAUGGAACCGCAGGUACUACACUGCUAGAGUAGGCAUGAAAUGCAGAGAUGGUACAUGGAACCGCAGGUACUACACUGCUAGAGUAGGCAUGAAAUGCAGAGAUGGUACAUGGAACCGCAGGUACUACACUGCUAGAGUAGGCAUGAAAUGCAGAGAUGGUACAUGGAACCGCAGGUACUACACUGCUAGAGUAGGCAUGAAAUGCAGAGAUGGUACAUGGAACCGCAGGUACUACACUGCUAGAGUAGGCAUGAAAUGCAGAGAUGGUACAUGGAACCGCAGGUACUACACUGCUAGCGUAGGCAUGAAAUCCAGAGAUGGUACAUGGAACCGCAGGUACUACACUGCUAGCGUAGGCAUGAAAUCCAGAGAUGGUACAUGGUACUACACUGCUAGCGUAGGCAUGAAAUCCAGAGAUGGUACAUGGAACCGCAGGUACUACACUGCUAGCGUAGGCAUGAAAUCCAGAGAUGGUACAUGGAACCGCAGGUACUACACUGCUAGCGUAGGCAUGAAAUCCAGAGAUGGUACAUGGAACCGCAGGUACUACACUGCUAGCGUAGGCAUGAAAUCCAGAGAUGGUACAUGGAACCGCAGGUACUACACUGCUAGCGUAGGCAUGAAAUCCAGAGAUGGUACAUGGAACCGCAGGUACUACACUGCUAGCGUAGGCAUGAAAUCCAGAGAUGGUACAUGGAACCGCAGGUACUACACUGCUAGCUUAGGCAUGAAAUCCAGAGAUGGUACAUGGAACCGCAGGUACUACACUGCUAGCGUAGGCAUGAAAUCCAGAGAUGGUACAUGGAACCGCAGGUACUACACUGCUAGCGUAGGCAUGAAAUGA
Messenger RNA from Gigantopelta aegis, 1512 nucleotides. Its product is annotated as fibrinogen alpha-1 chain-like. Lineage: Eukaryota; Metazoa; Mollusca; Gastropoda; Neomphalida; Peltospiridae. The coding region runs from base 1 to 1512 and encodes 503 amino acids. The record is from RefSeq and is a predicted model, not a curated record. The transcript has a single exon.